Ctenopharyngodon idella (grass carp) is the source of this 3736-nucleotide messenger RNA. RefSeq names its product mesenchyme homeobox 2a (gene meox2a). The record is from RefSeq and is a predicted model, not a curated record. Bases 2171 to 3076 code for a protein of 301 amino acids. Gene Ontology annotation, cellular component: nucleus. Gene Ontology annotation, biological process: positive regulation of transcription by RNA polymerase II. Lineage: Eukaryota; Metazoa; Chordata; Actinopteri; Cypriniformes; Xenocyprididae. The transcript has 3 exons. Gene Ontology annotation, molecular function: DNA-binding transcription factor activity, RNA polymerase II-specific; RNA polymerase II cis-regulatory region sequence-specific DNA binding.
ACACAAAAUGAAAGAUUUUCAUAGACAAUGAAAUAGCAAAACAAUAAUGAGUUUAUUCUUAUAUAGUCUUAAAUUGGGAAUCUAAGUUUGGGAGCUGACCAGGCCAAAAUAACAAACAAAUGUUCUUCAUUUUAACCCUCGUUGCCUCAACAUAAUCAUAAAGAAAAGAAUACACAAUACACUAACCUAACUGCCUAACCUAAAGAAGAGUUUACAAUGAACAAAAAUGGUGUCAGACUCCUUGCUUCCCAGUCUCAAUGUUUACAAUAUAUUUACAAAACUAUUUACAAAGUCAAGUGAAGAAAUUGAGAGGGCAAUCCAAAAUCAGUGUCAGAAAACAGGCAAAAGGUUAAAUAAACUCAGCUCAGACAGUCCGUACACACUCUUAACACACAUCAGCUCUCCACUCAGAGCACAAAGAUGUUGUGAUGAUGACAUGCCUUUUAAAGUACUGUGCACCAAUCAGGACAUGGCAUCAAUCAGCCUGCGGGAGCCAAUCAGACGCAAUCCCUGAGCAGACACUCCCAAAACAACACAGAAACAAACCAUAGGGUCCUAACAAUAUAUAUAUACACACACACUACCGUUAAAAAAAAUGGAAUACUUUCAUUCAGCUUCAGCAAGGCUGCACUUGACUGAUAAUAACACAUUUAUAAUGUUUCAAAAGAUUUUUGUAACAAUUUUAAAUAAAUGCGAAAUGUAUCAUGGUUUCCAUAAAAAUAUUAAGCAGCAAAACUGUUUUCAACAUUGAUAAUGAUAAUAAAUAUUUCUUGAGCAGCAAGUCAUCAUAUUAGAAUGAUUUCUGAAGGAUCAUGUGACACUGAAAAUUCAGCUUUGCCAUCAAAGGAAUACAUUUUGUUUUAAAAUGUUUUAAAAUCAAAAACUUUUCAUUUGUAAUAAUAAUUCACACUAUUAUUGUUUUACUGUAUUUUGAUCAAAUAAAUGCAGCCUUGGUGAGCAUAAAAGACUUCUCUCAAAAACAUUAUAUAUUUUGUAUAAAUUAUAAUUAUUAAAAAAUUAACGAAGUAGAAAAAUGUGACAGUGAUAAUAUUGCACUUUGCACAAUUAUUUGUAAGCUGCCAUCUCCUCCAACGUACCGUCAGUGGGUUUUUGACCUACUUUUUGCCUUCAAACUUGAAAAGAUUAAAUUUGAAGUUAGAAUGAAACCCAAUCUUUUCAUAAAAUCUUGGAGCCCAAAUUUAACUCCAAAUUUAAUCUUUAGGAGCCAGUUGUUCUAAAGUUUUAAUCUGGAUCAGAAUGAAUCAGAAUUUUUAGAAAACCCAUGUUUUGCUAUCCAGGAUCAGGUAAUCCAUCUAACUUUUGUGCUGGUUUUUCAAAGCAAAAUUGGAUUGUAUCACCCAUUAUCUUGCUUUUGUCCGUUGUUGACGUUGUAGGUGGUUUGUCGAUGGACUGCACAAAAAGAAAAGACUCAAAUGUUUGUGCAAUCCCACUACCAAUAGAAGAAGAUCUACAGCUUAGGGACUUCUAGCGCUGAGCCCCUGUCCUCUAAAUCAUCCUCACAACAGAGGAGAAAGUGCUGAAGAUCAACAACCCAUUAACACUUCUAACCCCUCUCAGCUGCUCCGAGCUUCUCAACAAAUCUGCCUUUUGGGAACAAAGAAAAAGUAAUAAUUAAAACAAUCAAAAAUCAUAAAAAAGAUUUAAAAGGGCUGAAAUGAAAAUCUAUUUCUGACAUGUUUUAGAUGUAUCGAGCUGUAGGGCUGGACUGGCUCGAUUCAGUGGACAGUUGUGACCCAGCCUCCCUCUCAUGUUACGGCCCUAUUUAUAACAUCUCCCACCCCUCCUUCAGUCCCAGCCCAUUGCCCAAAAGCCCGGCCACUGUUAGGAAGCACCUUUCCCUCUCAGCUGGGCCGCAGUCUGCGCUAGACUGUCAACUAAGAUUCAGCUCUCAUCAUCAUCAUCAGCUGCUGCUGUUUAGCCGCGCUGCCUGGCAACUCUCGCUCGCGACGUGCAUGGGAUUAUCACACACACACACGUGUACUGACACACUUUUUUCCUUUUCCACUUUUUUCCUCCAAGGAGAGAUUGCGAGAGAAGUGAGAAGCAAAGGAGCGUUUUGUGUUUCUGGUGCUUUUAAUUAAUCUUUUCAUCUUUUGGAAGUUUUGCUCUUGUGGUUUCUGUUUCGCUAGCGACCGGUUUCGUGCAUGCGAUGGAUCACACGCUGUUCGGCUGUUUGCGCAGCCCUCACGCCCCUCCGCAGGCCCUGCACCCCGCCUUCGCCCUUCACGGACGCUCCGAGCACCUCUCCACGUACCCUGACCUCUCCACCUCCUCUCCUUCUUCUACCUGCAUCGUGAGCGGUUAUCCAGGUGAGGAUGGGGGACUGUUUGGGGGGCAUGGGCACCAGCGAGGGCCACACAUGUCCCAGCAGCAUCAUCAUCAUCAUCAUCUACCCCAACCGCAGCAGACCGGAUGGCACAUACCGCAGACGGCCAGCGCCUCACCAGCAAGCGCCCGUCUAGGACUGGGCAUCUCGGCCCCUGAUUCAGGCUCUUCAGACAUGGGCCCCGGGGGCCCCAGUCUCUGCGCGAGCACCCCGAGCCUCGGCGGAGGGGUGCCCUCAGGUGCCUCUUGUGUUCCCGGAGGGGAUUUCGGACGUCAUACGAUGUCGCCAGCCGAGGCUGAGAAAAGGAAUGGCAAACGAAGAAGCGACAGCUCUGAGUCCCAAGAUGGGAAUUACAAAUCGGAUGUGAGCAGCAAGCCAAGGAAGGAGCGGACAGCAUUCACCAAAGAGCAAAUUCGAGAACUGGAGGCAGAAUUCGCCCAUCACAACUAUUUGACCAGACUGAGGCGGUACGAAAUCGCCGUAAACCUGGAUCUCACGGAAAGGCAGGUAAAAGUGUGGUUUCAGAACAGGCGGAUGAAGUGGAAGCGAGUUAAAGGAGGCCAACAGGGGGCGGUAGCAAGAGAAAAAGAGCUUGUGAAUGUGAAAAAGGGAACGUUGCUUCCCUCCGAGUUUUCGGGUAUUGCUGGACUCCACCAUACGCCAGACUCACUUAUCAACAACGAGGACAGCCACGACAGCGACCAGAGCUCUGAGCACGCUCACUUAUGAUACUCUCAGUGCUUAUCUGGGGUCAUGUUCAGUUAGGGAUUAUGUUAAAUACGGGCUUAAAGUACAGACUGAAAGUACACAAAGACUGCACAGCAGAUGAUAUGUGCCAAUGAGGAGGCACCGCACCACGACGCCUUUCAGGACAGUUCCUGUGACGCCUCAAAGUAGUGACAAUGCUUGCUCAAUAUGUAAAAAUGUACACAGGACUGAUAUAUUGUUGUGAUGAGCAGAAUAUUUGUGAUACUUUGGCAUCAAUAUUCACAAAGAAAAGGUGCCUUGCUAGUUUGACGGAAAUGUUUACACGUUUGAAAAUGCCGUUAAAUGCAGUAAAGGUGCUGUAAGCAAUUUCAAAAUCCUCCCUGUCAGAAAAGCCAAAGUGUUUUACAGAGCCUAGGGACUUCUGUCAGGUCAUAUGGAUAUGUUUUGCAUGCUAUUCCUUAAAAUAAUCGCUUACAGCACCUUUAAAGUACCCUUCCACUGCUGUUUUACUUGAAAGAUAGAAUAGCAGAAUUAAAGGGAUAGUUCACCCUCAAGCAUCCUAGGUGUAUAUGACUUUCUUCUUUCAGCCGAACACAAUCAGAGUUAUAUUAAAAAAUAUCCUGGCUCUUCCCAACUUUUAAUGGGAUUAAAUGGCGCAGGAAAUUUUUGAAGUUUCAAAAA